UUAGUGGGGCCGAUCUUCCAGAUCUUUGCCCCACCUUCCAUGGCUAACAUGACGUGGGGUAAAGGUGGGCGGUUGGCCAAGCCGCCGAAGAAAACGCCACUUUAUGUCAGGGCAGAACUCCCUUCUCUCCCAAAGCCGCAAACAACAAUCAACCGCCAGUGUCAAAUACCUCAAACUGCCCAACUCAGACUACCUACGAAUCGAAGGACUUGUAGGUCUCUUAAGGAAUAGCAUAGCUCUUUCCUAUUAGACCACGGCCUCUGCGCUUUUGUCUCUGCAGAAGAUCGCUGCCCUGGCCUUCUCGAAAUCUUGAUCGGGAUCCAAAGCUCCUAUUUGCGCCACCAUCUAUCUCCAGUCUGUCGCUCGUCGGUAGGGGCGCAAGGUCUCCUGCAUCCCAGCAUGGCAACACUAGCCCAAGGACAAGCGCCACAGUCGGUCGGCAGCCGUACCGAGAUCCUGCUCGCCCCAACACAGCAGCAGACAGGCACACAGACGCAGGCCAUUUUGCGACUGCGCGGCGCGCACACGUCAACUGGGAGGUCUGUCCAGUGGCGGGAAGACGUUGUGGACAAUGAGGGCCUGGGCCGGAAGAAGUCUAAGGUUUGCUGCAUCUAUCACCGGACAAGAGGCGUCGACGAGUCCAGCGACGAAUCCUCGUCCGACUCCAGCUCGUCGGAUUCCGACUCGGACCGUGAGGGCGGCAGCGAUCCCAGGAGAGACAGGGGCGAUGGCGCCGGCGGCGAGAAGGACAAGGACGAGAAGGUGAAGGAUAGCGACGGGCACGGGCACGAAGGGCACGAUUGUGAUGACCAUGGACACUCUCACAGGCACGGUGGUAGUAGUCAGAGGCGUAGGAGGAGGAGGCCGAGUCCGAAUGCCUAUGAGAAGAUGCCGAAGCCUCAAAACCAAAGCAACAAGCCGCAAAAUGACAAGCCCGGCAUCGGUGGCGGCCAGGGGCCGCCGGGGGCAAGUACAUAGGAGUGGGCCGUCUGGCAAGAGUGCAAUGGCGAUACCGGAACAUUAGCGGUAGUGCAUAGUAUGUUUAAUUUUGGGACACAUCUGGGUUUGGAUGACUUUGGAGCGCACGCACAUUUCUUUGUCUUAGUCCCGUAGUCUAACCCACCCAUUCUAUCACUCUAGACUUGAGUGGGAAAUGUCACGAAUCAAUGAAUAUAUUAAAAGUGGGCAAAGCAUCUUAUAUAAAUAUGGCCAUGGA
This is a messenger RNA of Lasiosphaeria miniovina, 1216 nucleotides long. RefSeq names its product phosphatase inhibitor-domain-containing protein. Gene Ontology annotation, cellular component: nucleus. Gene Ontology annotation, molecular function: protein phosphatase 1 binding; protein serine/threonine phosphatase inhibitor activity. The transcript is spliced from 2 exons. The coding region runs from base 400 to 978 and encodes 192 amino acids. The record is from RefSeq and is a predicted model, not a curated record. NCBI's taxonomy places the organism in Eukaryota, Fungi, Ascomycota, Sordariomycetes, Sordariales, Lasiosphaeriaceae.